Juglans microcarpa x Juglans regia is the source of this 2341-nucleotide messenger RNA. RefSeq names its product 4-coumarate--CoA ligase-like 5. The transcript is spliced from 4 exons. The record is from RefSeq and is a predicted model, not a curated record. Gene Ontology annotation, molecular function: CoA-ligase activity. Bases 1 to 1722 code for a protein of 573 amino acids. NCBI's taxonomy places the organism in Eukaryota, Viridiplantae, Streptophyta, Magnoliopsida, Fagales, Juglandaceae.
AUGUCAGUCAAAGAGACGCCGUGGAAAACCACCACCGAAGAAGAAUCCGCCAACCCUCAACAGGUAUUCGAUGAGAAAAGCGGUUUCGACCCAGAAACCAGAAUCUACCAUUCACUUGUCAAACUUGGUGAACAGAAACAGAUCCCCAGAAGGCCAGACCUUGACACUGCCACAUUUGUGCUAUCACAAUUCCCAGAUCCACACAAAUCCGAAUCACAGAUUGCACUCAUCGACGCAGCCACUAAUCAGCAUGUCACCUAUGCACAGCUCCAUAGGUCAAUUCGUUCGCUCGCAUCAGGCUUGUACCAUGCUCUUGGGGUCCGACAAGGCGACGUGGUGUUUGUCUUGUCUCCGAACUCGCUUCUCUACCCAACCAUAUGCCUCGCCGUGUUCUCGGUUGGUGCAGUGCUGACCACAGCCAACCCACUUAACACCCAGGCAGAAAUCGCCAAGCAAGUUCGUGACUCAGGUGCUAAGUUGGCCAUUUCAGUGCCCGCAGAACUCCACAAAUUAGUCCCAACUGGGGUGCCCACAGUUCUAACAUCGGGAAAAUCCAGCAACGAUAAUUUGUUGUCCAUCGAAGAGUUGAUUGAAUGCUGUGAUGAUCCGCUAGAGUUGCCACAAAUCUCGCGGGCUCAGUCGGACACAGCAGCUAUAUUGUAUUCUUCGGGAACUACUGGGACAAGCAAAGGUGUGAUUCUAACACAUGCAAAUUUCAUUUCCCUCGUGACGUUGCUCCAAUGGUCAGUGGAAGUAACCUCAUCCGAAAAAGACGUGUUUUUGUGUUUCAUUCCCAUGUUUCACAUCUACGGGCUUGCGUUCUUCGCGCUAGGAUUGUUUUGUUCGGGAGUCACCACGGUGUUGAUGCAAAAGUUCGAGCUCCAAAUCAUGCUUGAUGCUAUUCAAGCACACAAGAUUAGUAACAUACCUGCGGUGCCGCCCGUGAUACUCGGGCUAGUAAAGUAUGCAAGAAAAGAAGGGAGUGACUUGUCGUGUUUGAGAAGGGUGGGCUCAGGGGCUGCACCGCUGAGCAAAGAAGUGGCCGAUAGAUUCAGAGAGAGGUUUCCAUGGGUGGAGCUAAGGCAGGGAUAUGGACUAACAGAAAGCACUGGAGCUGCAACUUUUUUUGCGUCGGGCAGAGAGGCUAAGGCUCGUUCGGGCUCCUCAGGAGUGUUGCUUCCAAGCUUUUGUGCUAAGGUGGUAGAUACUGAAACGGGAAAGGGAUUGCCACCUUACAGGGAAGGAGAGCUGUGGCUGAAGAGCCCUACUAUUAUGAAAGGAUAUUUGGGAAAUGUGGAAGCUACCACAGCAACAAUUGAUUCGGAUGGUUGGUUGAAAACCGGUGAUCUUUGUUAUUUUGAUGAGGACGGGUACGUUUACAUCGUGGAUCGUAUAAAGGAGCUCAUCAAGCAUAAUGGGUAUCAGGUGGCUCCUGCAGAACUAGAAGCUAUACUUUUGAGUCAUCCCACUAUUCUUGAUGCAGCCGUUAUUCCGCUUGAGGAUGAAGAAGCAGGACAGAUACCAAUGGCAUACGUGGUAAAAGCAGCUGGUUCUGAGCUCACUGAAGACCAAGUAAUUCAAUUCGUGUCCGAUCAGGUGGCCCCGUACAAGAAAGUAAGAAGAGUUGCUUUCACUAGUGCCAUUCCAAGGUCAGCUGCAGGCAAAAUAUUGCGGAAGGAACUCGUUUCACAAAGCAAACAGCAACUUAUCUCCAAGUUAUAACGGUUUUCUCCCCUUUUUCUACUUUGUUUUCCACCAGAGAGGAAAGAGGAGGUUCGAGAAAUAAAAUCGAUAAGCCACAAUGUUUCUGCAGUGCAUAAACUAAUAACGAGAGAGUACGAGGAUAUAUCAAAUUUUCUCAGAACAAAUGUGAGCAGAAGAUAGGCCUUUUGGAGGUCAAUCUGUUACACGACGGGCUGAGGGCAGGGAAGUGAAGAGGAGAUUCGCAGCUGGAGGGGCCGUAUGAAGAAGUGUGAGGAAUUGGGGAAGAAGAGAUCAACCGAACCCUAGAUGCUCAAGUGUGAUUUUGGGCUUCAUGGGCCAGACGGAAGGAAUGGUCUCGGGCUUCAGUUUUACAAGAGACGUGGGCUGGAAGCUUCACCUGCUGGGCGCAUUGUUAUUUGCUUUUUCUAUCUGAUGUAUUAAGUUAUAGCCCAUGAUCUGUUAAAGGGCAGUUUAGUAUUUUCAUGCAUUCAGUACUAUUUAGGUCUGUCACUCUCACAGAGUUAGUUUAUGCAAAUAAUACAGAAUAUUCUGUUCUCUCUGAAUUUGGAGGAGCCUCCCUCGAAGCAGGCCUCACUUUCAUCUCUAUCAAUAUACAGAUUCUCAUUUUCAGUAUCAA